Molecule: messenger RNA, 2035 nt
Organism: Desarmillaria tabescens
Lineage: Eukaryota; Fungi; Basidiomycota; Agaricomycetes; Agaricales; Physalacriaceae
Product: IucC family-domain-containing protein
Exons: 6
Coding region: 462-1955 (497 amino acids)
Biological process (GO): siderophore biosynthetic process
Source: RefSeq, a predicted model, not a curated record
CCCUCCUUAUUGAAGCCAAGGUAUUCCCCUCAUCCACCAACAUGUCAUUCCAACCAGAGAACGUUGUCGACGACGCUACAUUCGCUGUUUCUUCUCGUCUUCUUUCCUGCCUAGUAACUGAAUCGUUGCUGCGUGCAUUUUACGUCCCGCUCUCCCAUGGAGAUCGCGCCACUGGGAUACUCAUAAUUCUGUCUACCACCUCACUGUCAGAACAGUCUGUCAUCAACCGAGUGCUUCACUCGCGCGACAUCUUUGCCGUUGUCCCCCUUCGCAACACGCCAGUUCUCUCCAAUGUUGAGGCGGAUAAACAUGGUCGAUCUGUCGGCCUUGUAGAUCCCCUUGAUAUGCUCCCCGAAAUUUAUGAGCUUACUCAGAAUUCGAACAGUCACAUAAACGUAAGAAGAUGCUUAUCUUGCCUGCUUCUCGCCGUUGAUUUCACCUCAUAGGACGAUCUCUCCAGGAUGGUGAAGGAGACUUUGCUGCCUCCUCACUGGGACCUUCAAUCAGUGGAACUGGUUAAAAUAGGUCAUCCAUUGCAUCUAUGGCGAAAGUUCGUCAGAGACAUGGUUGUCCAGGAUGCCUCCAUUGAGGAGGAGAUCCUAAGCUCUUUCCACUGGCAGUUGGCAUCAUUCAAGAAUCCGCCUGCUUGUCCAACACUGUUGUCUGCAGCUAUUGAUUGGGAGCAAAGCCUGGUGGCCGGGCACCCCACCCACCCAAUGCAUAGAGCCAGAACGAUUCCAUUGAGUCUCUCUAACUACGACUGGUACAACCCAGUCAUACGCUUCGCUCGUGUUCCCCGUUCGCGCUUGGAUAUUCAAGGGCCAUUCGAUGUCAUGAGCCUGUCUCUGGCCCAAAAGGCCGCCCAGCGGGCAGGGAAAAUACUAAGCAUCGAUGGCACGACUGUUGUUGUUCCUGUCCACGAAGUUCAAAUUCCGAACAUCAUGGCGAAAUUUCAGGGUGUCGAGAUCCUACCGCCGGAUAUCAAUAUCCGAACCCGUGGGCAGGCCAGCAUUAGAACCGUUGUAAUGUCAGAAUCGCCGGGAAUGGCGCUCAAACUAUCAGUCGGAGUCAAGAUCUCUUCUUCUUUGCGCACGAUAUCCCAUUUCACGGCCGACUUUGGUCCCAGAUUCUCAUCAGAGAUCAUUCCCAAGCUGGUAGUUGAUCAUGAAAUUCUUUCCAUCGAACGGGAACCCGCCAGCGCUGUGUACAGCGGUGUGGAUCCAGAAGUUGCUAAGCAUUUCACGGCAAUUUUCAGGGAAACAUAUCAACCUGCACAUGGUGAAUGUGUAAUAGUUUGCGCAGCUUUGCUUGAGGUAGGCCACAAGGACGUUCCUGCGGGCGUUUCUGCCGUGGAACAUGUAUUUAAGCUUGGCACCUAUGAAAAACGGGUUGAAUUCUUAGAAAGAUACAUACGCAUUGCCUGCCAGGCGUUGUUACCGCCACUAAUCUACAAUGGCGUGGCAUUUGAAGCCCAUGCACAGAACGUCCUCGCACGGUUCGACAUCGAGUCCGGGAAUCUGCUCGGAUUCGUUGUACGCGAUCUUGGGGGCCUGCGAAUUCAUCCGGCUACGUUGGCUGAAUCUACUGGCGUCGAUUUUAAUUUUUUGCCGGGUCACUGUGUUGUUACCAGCACUACGGAAGAGGCCUACCCAAAAUUCUACCACACCCUCAUUCACAAUCACUUGCAGCGACUGAUCCGGGUCCUCGGGAUGCAUUACAAUGGCUGUGGGUGGGAAAUCCUUAGGCGUCACUUGAGUGCAAUUAUUCCUGCCGACCACGAGCUGCGUAAGACCUGGUUGGAUCCUGGGAGCGAGAUCGUUUCUGGGAAGUGUUUGAUGAGGAUGCGGCUACAAGGAUUGUACCGGGAUAUGGUAUUCAGUCCUUUCCCAAACUUGAUUCUGUACCGUCCUCCAAACCUGGAGACGGGCUGCGAAGUGCCUGGUCAAGAAAAUUGAAGACCCUGGAUGCGUUGAAAUCUAAUCAGAAUAUGUAAUUCAUAGCGUUUGUCGAAGAAAGAAAGUGGACUCCUUACGAU